Neoarthrinium moseri is the source of this 1380-nucleotide messenger RNA. RefSeq lists its product as uncharacterized. The record is from RefSeq and is a predicted model, not a curated record. Bases 1 to 1380 code for a protein of 459 amino acids. NCBI's taxonomy places the organism in Eukaryota, Fungi, Ascomycota, Sordariomycetes, Amphisphaeriales, Apiosporaceae. The transcript is spliced from 7 exons.
AUGGUUGGCCAGCUUCCAGAAGGUUCAGACGGGUUGGCGGCUGCAACACUCACCUUUGCUGCCGCCAGCUUGAUCUGCUCGUCCCUCGUUAUAUGGCUCACAUGGUGUCAUAAUGAGAGGCUAUCAUAUGUUGCUCUCCUAGCAUACUUUACCCUGACCAGUACGCUGUGUUCAUUGAUCCAACAAAUACACGACAUUGCUCAUUUUCGCGAUGUUAUUUUGGAGCAGCAUGAGGCUCGGCUCAAGAAUCCAUUCAGUCCAGACGGAAGAGUGGCGAACGGGUCGACUGGAAUGGACCUGAUCCUAUAUUAUAUGCAGUUCUAUUGCUACCAGGUCAUGUCCAUGCUUGUAUUGUGGUGGGCCUCAGAGCUUACUCAAUCUGUGUACGGGUUCAUGCACAAACGAUCUACCCGGAAAAUUCUGCGAAAAGUCAAUGCUGCUGGAAAGAUUGUGGCCAUUAUUCUGCCGCUGAUCAUCAUUCUUCUGCUGCGGACGCCGCCAGUUCAAAAGUCACAGCUGACUUUCACGGUCUUGACUGAUGUGCCUCUGGGGUUGUCCAUGGGAAUCGGUUCCAUACUGAUGGUAUUCAUCCUUGCUCGUUACAUUUACUCCAAGAGGAAGCUUCUACGCUUCGAGCCUGGGCGCGGUGAUUCUACUACAGACGCCGAAUCACAGCUAAGCUUUCAUAAUGCUAGCCGGGUAUCGAAAACAUCGAAGCCGAGGCGGCGGGCCAUAUAUGACCGAUGGCUCAUGACCCGCUUUACCAUUGCGUUUCUAUUCCUUGCAGUCUUCCAAGGAACAGCAACUUUAUUCCAGCAGCUAUCGAUACAAAGCUUCCAGGCCAAGAUAUCUAUCCCGGAACCGGACUUGAGUGCCAGCAAUGCAAAUAGAAUACUGCUCCUCUUCAUACCCGGAAAUCUACCAGGCGUGGCGCUCUUUGUCGUCUUUGGGACGACAACCGCAUUCCGCCAGCACAUGAGCAAGACUUUGCAGAGGCUGAAGCCGGAGUGGAGACUCCCAAAUUUGUUCAGACGCAACAGGGGACUGAUGUACGAUGAUCUGCCAUCGCCCCACGUCGUCCCUAUGGCCAAGAUACGAGAAAUGGGGCCAGACCUCAUGAAAAAACUGCCCCAUAGGCCGGAUUCUAGAUCUGACUACAGUGAUGACGAGGAUGUCGAGUUGCAGCGAGUAGAGAGGGCCAAACUCCAUGACCGACAUUCAAUUUAUGUUAUGAGAACCCUGUCGGUCCAUAUGACAACGAUACCCAUGCGGGAGCGGCCGACCACAGAUUCGAGUAAAGACUCGACUCCGUCACUCGUCAUAAUGCGGCAAAUUUCGGAAGAAAGCGAGAUACCAAGGGCUUACAGGAAUGACUUAUGA